AAGACAGACAACAGCUCUGUUUUUUUCUUUUUAUAAAAAUUGGAAAAGGGCAACAAAACGACUCAUUGGCCGGUGAAACUGUCAAAAAGACAUUGAAGAUUUGGUCUCUCCCACUCCACCGCCGAUCCGAUCCUCUCCUCUCCUCUUCUCAAAGACAAGUAUAAAAAGGGAGUGUUUUUAUUUUAUUUUGUGGAGACCACCACCUUCAAUCGGUUUCUUUCUUCUAACUUGUUCUUCUUCUUUCUCAACUCUCUCUUUUUUGUCUUUUGUCCUGUUCUCUCUCCACCACAUAAUUUUGAAAUUCACAAAGAAGAAAAAAACCAACCCUAGGUUUGUCCCCUCAACUCACUGAUUGAACAGCUUAAUUUAGGGUUUUGGAUCGAAGAGUAUUGUAUUAGUGGUGGUGGGUGGUUCUUCAAGCCGGAGAGAAACCAAUGGCCUCUGGCGGCGGAGAGGCGGAUAAAUCACUUGAAAUCGGUUCCGGGUCCGCGGAUCCCAAAUUAGGCGGUGCUGGGAGCAGGAGCGCCGGAGAAGAACGAUACUUGAGGGCUGAUAAACUCGAUUUCAGUAAAUGGGAUUUGCAUAUGGGUCAAACCUCUAGUAGCAGCGUCGUCACCAAUAAUUCCGCUUCGACGAGCGCUCCGGCCCCGGCGAUGCAGGAAUGGGAGAUUGACCUCUCCAAACUCGAUAUGAGGCACGUCCUCGCUCACGGCACUUAUGGCACUGUCUACCGCGGUGUCUACGCCGGCCAAGACGUCGCAGUCAAAGUGUUAGAUUGGGGAGAAGAUGGUUACGCCACCGCAGCUGAAACUGCAGCUCUGCGUACUUCCUUCGAGCAAGAGGUCGCCGUCUGGCAGAAGCUCGAUCAUCCCAACGUUACUAAGUUUAUAGGAGCAUCCAUGGGAACCUCUGAUUUGCGGAUCCCUCCUGCUGGUGAUACUGGCGGACGUGGUAACGGCGCACAUCCUGCGAGGGCCUGUUGUGUUGUCGUUGAAUAUGUUGCCGGAGGCACGCUCAAGAAGUUCCUCAUCAAGAAAUAUAGGGCCAAACUACCCAUCAAGGAUGUCAUUCAGCUCGCUUUGGAUCUCGCUAGAGGGCUUAGUUACCUCCACUCCAAGGCGAUUGUACAUCGGGACGUGAAGUCAGAGAACAUGCUGUUACAACCUAACAAGACGCUGAAGAUCGCUGAUUUCGGGGUAGCUAGAGUCGAAGCUCAGAACCCUCAAGACAUGACGGGUGAAACUGGAACACUUGGAUACAUGGCACCAGAGGUUCUUGAAGGAAAGCCGUACAACAGGAAAUGCGAUGUCUAUAGCUUUGGGGUAUGCCUCUGGGAAAUAUACUGCUGUGACAUGCCCUAUGCGGACUGUAGUUUUGCUGAGAUCUCUCACGCCGUCGUUCAUAAGAAUCUGAGACCAGAGAUUCCGAAAUGCUGCCCGAAUGCAGUGGCAAACAUCAUGAAGAGAUGCUGGGACCCGAAUCCAGACAGGCGUCCGGAGAUGGAGGAGGUGGUGAAGCUGCUGGAAGCCAUAGACACAAGCAAAGGCGGUGGAAUGAUAGCUCCAGACCAGUUUCAGGGGUGCCUCUGUUUCUUCAAACCUAGAGGCCCCUGAAUCUCUCUAUCUCUCUCUCUUUCCUUUUGCUCCGUGUCGAAUAUUCUUGAGAGCUGCGUGAUUGAUUCUUUGGAUUUUGUAAAACUUUGAGAUAUGGGAGUGUUGGAUUGGUGUGGGUUUUGUCAUAAGAAUCUUACUGCUCUCUAUGUAUCUAAACACAGUCUGUGUAUAAAUCGAUAAAGCUUGAUUUUUUUGA
Molecule: messenger RNA, 1809 nt
Organism: Arabidopsis lyrata subsp. lyrata
Lineage: Eukaryota; Viridiplantae; Streptophyta; Magnoliopsida; Brassicales; Brassicaceae
Product: serine/threonine-protein kinase HT1
Exons: 6
Coding region: 435-1613 (392 amino acids)
Biological process (GO): protein phosphorylation
Cellular component (GO): plasma membrane
Molecular function (GO): protein kinase activity; ATP binding
Source: RefSeq, a predicted model, not a curated record